Messenger RNA from Trichoderma harzianum CBS 226.95, 1128 nucleotides. RefSeq lists its product as hypothetical. The transcript has a single exon. Lineage: Eukaryota; Fungi; Ascomycota; Sordariomycetes; Hypocreales; Hypocreaceae. The record is from RefSeq and is a predicted model, not a curated record. The coding region runs from base 1 to 1128 and encodes 375 amino acids.
AUGAGCCUUACCAGAAUUUUCGUUAUUGGCGGCACGGGAGCGCAGGGCCGGGCGGUUAUAGAAGGUUUAACGGGCGAGGGCAAGUACCAAUGCUGCGUCCUCACAAGAGUGCUCGACAGUGAGCCUGCCAAAUACCUAGCUACGCUUCCCGGCGUGGAGCUCGUCAAGGGAUCGUUUACCGAUGAGAGAUUACUACGCAGCCUCUACAGUACGUGCGACGGUGCUUUCGUUAACAUCGAUGGCUUCAAUGUGGGCGAAAAGGGAGAGACCUUUUGGGCUAUUCGAGCUUUUGAACUUGCCCUCGAAUCCAAAACCAUCAAGUUUUUUGUCUACGGGAACUUGGAUUAUACGUACAAGAAGUCGGGAUACCGACCUGAGUUUCGCACUGGCCACUACGAUGGCAAGGGCAGGGUGGGAGACUGGAUUCUCUCUCACAGCCCCAGUCUAAAGAUGUUCAACUCGCAGGAUAACAUGAAGAUUGCGCUCUUCACCACCGGACCCUACAUCGACAUGAUGCUCUCGCCGGGCACUGUGAUCACACCUAAUAUUGAAACGGACGAGGCUGGAGAAGCCGUUGUCACAUGGAGAGCGCCGCUUGGCGACGGUGCCUGUCCACACGUCGCCCUGGACGAUUGCGGGCACUACGUGCUGUGGCUGUUUGACAACUACAACGAAGCUGACGGAAUGAAUCUCGAAACGUCCAUAUCCCACAUCCGGUAUGAGGAGUUUGCCACAGCAUUCAACAAGGUGACGGGCAAGAAGGCCCGCUUCGUCGACGUCGAUUUGGAUACGUGGUGGAAGGAGGGCCCAUUCAAGCAUCGUCAAGAAAAUGCCGCGGGCUAUGGCACCGAUGUCUCUGAUCCCGCAACCAUGACCAUGAAGCAGAAUUUUGACGGCUACUGGACGACCUGGCGGCACUCGGGGGGGAACAUUGGUGUUGUUCAGCGCGACUAUGCACUGCUAGACAGAAUCCACCCCCAUCGCAUCCGUACCGUGGAGGAAUGGUUCACGUUGCAGGACCACAAGAGCCGAGAAGCAGGGACAGGCUCGUUGUGGGAGCGUAUCCAGCCAGCGGCGUUGAAGCCUCUUCUCAAGAUCCAGGCGGACCAGUGGAAAAGCCCUGUCUAA